UGAUAACUAGUAUUUGUGCUACCUGUUACUUAUACCUGUGACGAUAAGAUAAAUAAUGUCGUAGCCGUACAAUCGUAAUACAGAAAUAAAAAAAAACUACUGUUGUCAGCUGUAAUCAGCUGGGGAAAAAUGCUAAUUUCCCUAAAUAAAAAAUCAUUAAUUACGUUAUAUUUUUCAUUUCUUAGACCUUGCUUGGUACUUUCUCAAACCAAUAUGUCUUCUGGUAUAGUAGAUGCGGAUAAAUACUCUGUGGCCUAUGUGACAGUACCAAGCAUAGAUGUGGGCAAAACUAUUGGACAUGGCUUAGUGAAGAAUAAAUUGGCUGCCUGUGUCAAUGUAAUACCACAAGUAACUUCCAUAUAUGAGUGGGAAGGAAAAAUUAAUGAAGAUAGUGAGGCGCUCCUGAUGAUCAAAACAAGAACAUCACAAGUGGACAAACUAACAGAGUUUGUUCGCACGAAUCACCCCUACUCUGUAUGUGAAGUCAUCUCACUACCAAUCAAGAAUGGAAAUCCACCAUAUUUGAAAUGGAUUGGUGAUACAGUCCCUGAGAAUUAGCAUGAUAGUAUUCUGUUGAACAUAUUCUAUUAAUUUUGGAUGUAUAAUAUCUACAGAUAUCUCCAGAAUUUUGAUAGUUCAGUAAGUCAAAGUUUAACAAAGUUUACCUUCAAAAUAGGUAAAAGCUUUGGGUGCCACAGUGGAAUAGUCAUGUCAUUCAUGUCACAUGAAUUUAAUUGUUUAAGACAUGAUACAUAUUUGAAUAUCUAUAUUAUUUUUGUAGUACAUAAAAUGGGGACAGGUUUCAAGUUGUAGCUAUUAAAUAUUAAACCUAUAUGCACAUCAACUUGUAUAGCAAUGUACCAUGACCUUAAUUAUGCUAUAACAUCUUACAUUAAAAUUAUUUUAUUACAGCUGGAAUAAUAUUGAC
Messenger RNA from Spodoptera exigua (beet armyworm), 928 nucleotides. NCBI's taxonomy places the organism in Eukaryota, Metazoa, Arthropoda, Insecta, Lepidoptera, Noctuidae. The record is from the annotation of a GenBank genome assembly.